ACCGUUCCGCUUCUCUUCCCCCCUUCCCAGCUGCAGGCCCAGAAGCUGCGCUUGGCUCACAGCCGAGGACCUUACUACGGUGGAUCGCUGCCCAACGUCAACCAGAUCGGGAGCGGCGCCACGGAGUUUCAGGGUCCCCUCCAUUCCCCGCUGGACUCGGCGCGUGGCACGCGGCAUCACGGCCUGGUGGAGCGAGUGCAGCGGGAUCCCCGCCGGAUGAUUUCGCCGCUGCGACGCUACGUGCGACAAAUUGACAGCUCUCCUUACAGCCCGGCGUACUUGUCACCUCCUGCGGAGCCCAGCUGGAGAAGGACGAUGCCUUGGGGCAAUUUUCCUGUGGAGAAAGAACGCUUGUUUCGAUUGCCCGCCUCGCUCAAUAGAACAAAUUCUGACUCUGCCCUGCACACAAGCGUGAUGAACCCCAACCCACAAAAUGCGUAUCUGGGGCCCUCCCAGGCAGCACCCCCUCUGAAUCGCAAGAGCGGUUACCUAGAUACCGAUACAGAUAGCAAAGUGUUUCUUUUCCAAGUGCCUUCCAUUGAAGAGAGCCUCUUGGACGACGAGAAGCAGUCGCUGAAACCUUGGGACACCAAGAAGCUCUCCUCGUCUUCCGCCCGUCCGAGAUCUUGUGAGGUGCCUGGAAUCCACAUCUUCCCGUCCCCAGACCAGCCUGCCAACUUGCCUCUGAUCCCUUCCGCCCUCAACACGGGAGGCUCCCUCCCAGACUUAACCAACCUGCACUUUCCUUCCCCGUUGCCCACGCCCCUGGACCCGGAGGAGUCGGCCUAUCCCAGCCUGAGCGGCGGGAACAGCACCAGCAACCUGGCCAACACCAUGACGCACUUGGGUAUCAGCGGCGGCAUGAACCUAGGCCACGGCUACGACCCUCCAGGCCUGUGUUCAUCUAUGCAGAGCUCCCUCAGUAACCCCUGCCUCCAGUCCUCGCUUAACGCCCCCGCGCUGCGCGCCUCGCCCAGCAGCUCCUCCAUCGCCUCCUCCAUGGGCGGCCAGUCCCUGCCUUCCUCCCUCAGCACCCCCUCGUUGUCGACCUCGCUCAGCAACCCUUCCCUCCCCACCUCGCUCAGCGCCCACUCGAUGCCGUCCGCCCCGGCCAACCCCGGCCGCCCCCCGCCGCUGCAGCAACACCAGCCGCCCCCUGGCUUUGGUGGCCCAGCCUCCUCCUCCUCCUCCUCUUCCUCCACGGCUUCAUCCCCGGCCGCCUCCUUCACCCCUCUGAACGCUUCACCCCGGCGCAGGGUCCCCCUCAGCCCCCUGACCCUCCCCAUGGGCGGAGAUGCAAGAAGACAACACCCCAAACAGUUUUCGCCAACUAUGUCACCCACAUUGUCUUCCAUCACCCAGGGCGUGCCGUUGGACACCAGCAAGCUCCCUGCAGACCAAAGGCUUCCCCCCUACCCGUACAGCCAGCCAGGUUUGCUCCUGCAGCCGAGCCAGAAGACCCAGCACCAGGUGCCCGGGGGGGUCUCUCCCUCUCCGCAAACACGCCAGCUGUCUCAGCCGCCCUGUCCCUACCCGGGGCAUUACCAGCCCAAUUCUAUGCUCCAGCACCAGCUAGGCCAGCAGCUGGGUGACUUCGGCUUCAGCAAUUUCGACCAGUACAGCUUUGUCGACAACAUGACGGGAGGUUUUGCCUUCAACAGCAACGCCUUCUCGGAAGACGUGGGUGCCUUAAAUUACUCCCAGAGUGACAAUGUGGGUCCGCCAGGGGGCGGAGGGGGCAGCAACAGCGCCGGCACUGCCACGAACGACCCCCACUUACUCACUCGUCAGAACCUGAGUAACUGCAGUCGUCACGGUCCCAUUCCUAACAUUAUUCUCACAGGGGAUUCUCCGCCUGGUAUCUCCAAAGAAAUCGCCAGCGUCCUCGCGAGCAUGCCUGGCUUUGAAAUGGACUCGGCCUCCCUGGGUCUGGACGAGGAUCUGAAGAUCGAGCCGCUGAGCUUGGAUGGACUCAAUAUGCUGAGCGACCCAUACGUCCUGCUGACCGACCCGUCCGUCGAAGACUCCUUCCGCACCGACCGGCUCCAGUGAACAGAAGGGGGGGCCGAGAGCACCGCCCGGCGGGGACAGCGGGACCCUUGCGAGCCGUGGAGAAUCAAAAGGGCCGGUCCGCGCUCCCAACCCUCAGGGACCCGAUCAAGACGGAGCGGACAUUUCGCGCUUGGCUUCCUCCCUGUUUCCCAAACGCUGCGUCCCUCUUGGGAGACCUCUCUAGCUUCAGUAGCUUGAACGCUCCCACACUUCGCCAAGAGGCAGGGCGGGCCCCGGGUUUCAAGGGACUGGAGGAGGGGCGGUGGGCCGGCUGCCCCUCCACACCCAUCAGCAGAGGCGGCUCAGAGAGGCCGGGGUGGGGUGGGAUGGGCGAGCAGUAGUGGCGAGGGAGGAGUACCUUCCCAGAGGUAUCCGGGUUGGGCAAGAUAGGGGAGUCACUUCCUGAACCCCUUGAACUAAGGAAGGGGGUAAUGUGGAUGGAUCUCGGCCAUCUUUCGCCCCCGUGUUUCUUCCUGUGUAUCUUUACCUUGCAAGAUGGCACUCGGAGGGAGGAGAAGAGGGAAUGAUAACAUUUUCGUUUGUUUUUUUUUCCCCUUGAUUUUUCUUGCCUAAUCAUGCUGCUGCUUUUUCUCC
Molecule: messenger RNA, 2646 nt
Organism: Python bivittatus (Burmese python)
Lineage: Eukaryota; Metazoa; Chordata; Lepidosauria; Squamata; Pythonidae
Source: RefSeq, a predicted model, not a curated record